AUGUUUGAUGAUCCACUCCCAACUCCUCAUGGAUUUUAUCAGUCCGGAGACCUUCUCAUCGGUGAGAUAGUUUCUCAAGUCUUCUUCCACUAUAAUACCCUCUCGUUCAUGGAACAGCCUUCACAGGAGAUGAUUGAUGAGCCUUUUUCAGUCCCAAAGAAUUAUCAGCACAUCCUGGCCUUAGCAUUUGCUGUCAAGGAGAUCAAUGAGAAUCCCAACAUUUUAUCAAAUAUUUCUUUAGGGUUCCACAUCCUCAAUAGCUAUUAUGCUGCCAGGAUGACUUAUAAGGUGACAAUGAACCUGCUUUCCACACAACAUGGGUUUAUCCCCAACUUCAAGUGUGACAAACAGAACAAUUUGAUAGCACUCAUUGGAGGGUGUAUCUCUGAAAUCUCUGCCAAUGUGGCCAUCCUUUCAGCAAUCCACAAGACUCCACAAAAUGGCAUCUGCCACGCCUUCACCAUAAGAAUACCAAACUGGAAUUAUGUGGAUGAGAUGAUAGACUAUGUUUUCCAGAACUGGAAAAAUUAUAUAGUUGUCUUUGAGAGAAACCCCAGUGUCCAUCACUUUCUGAGUAACCUAUCAUUCAACAACAGUGCAGGGGACACUGUGCGUUUUGAUGACAAUGGAGAAUUAGUUGCUGGUUUUGAUGUUACAAACUGGGUGAUGUUCCCCAAUGGCUCAGUGGUAAGAGUAAAAAUUGGAAGACUUGAACCCCAGGCUCCUCCGGAUAUGGACGCCUGUGUCAAAUGCCCAGAAGAUAAAUAUCCCAACAAUUACCAGACUCAAUGUAUUCCCAAGGUUUUAAGUUACCUCUCUUACAAAGAAAAUUUAGGGAUCAUAUUAGUUGUCUUGGCCAUUUUUUUCUCUUUGAUCACAGUUUUAGUACUCAGAACAUUCAUGAAGCACAAUAACACUCCCAUAGUCAAAGCCAACAACCAGACUCUGACCUACAUCCUCCUCAUCUCCCUCCACCUUUGUUUCCUCUGCUCUUUUCUCUUCAUUGGACAGCCUGGAAAGAUUAUUUGCCUCCUCCGACAAAUGACUUUUGGCAUCUUCUCUGUAGCUUUGUCCUCUAUCUUGGCAAAGACCAUCACCGUGGUUCUAGCAUUCAUGGCAACCAAACCAGGAUCUAGCAUGAGAAAAUGGGUUGGUAAAGACCUGGCAAAUUCUAUUGUCUUUUCCUGCUCCUUUAUCCAAGCUGCAAUUUGUAUUUUUUGGUUAAGUACUUCCCCACCAUUCCCAUAUAGGAACAUGGACUCACUGAAUGCGGAAAUCAUACUGGAAUGUAAGGAGGGAUCAGCUGCCAUGUUUUAUUGUGUCUUAGCCUAUAUGGGUUCCCUGGCCAUUCUCAGUUUCAUGGUAGCUUUUCUAGCCAGGAAGCUACCUGACAGUUUCAAUGAAGCCAAGUUCAUCACUUUCAGCAUGUUGGUGUUUUGCAGUGUUUGGCUGUCCUUUGUUCCAACCUACUUGAGCACCAAACGAAAAUACAUGGUGGCUGUGGAGAUCUUCUCCAUCUUGGCUUCCAGUGCUGGGUUACUGGGUUGCAUCUUUUCCCCUAAAUGCUACAUAAUUGUGUUGAGGCCUGAGCUGAACAACAGGGAGCAACUGAUAAUUAGAAAUAGAGAAAGAAAGUAA
This is a messenger RNA of Lacerta agilis (Sand lizard), 1638 nucleotides long. RefSeq names its product vomeronasal type-2 receptor 26-like. Lineage: Eukaryota; Metazoa; Chordata; Lepidosauria; Squamata; Lacertidae. The transcript is spliced from 5 exons. Gene Ontology annotation, cellular component: membrane. Gene Ontology annotation, biological process: G protein-coupled receptor signaling pathway. The record is from RefSeq and is a predicted model, not a curated record. Bases 1 to 1638 code for a protein of 545 amino acids. Gene Ontology annotation, molecular function: G protein-coupled receptor activity.